CCCACUCGACGCGCCAUGGCGGCCUCAGCGAUGGCGGAGCUGCGCCGGGAGGGGAACGAAUAUUUCCAGGCCGGCCGUUACGCGGAGGCGCUGGCCGCGUACGCGCGCGCGCUGGACCUGCCCGAGGCCGGGCCCGAGGCCUCCCAGCGCGCCCUGCUGUACCGCAACCGCGCCGCCUGCCACCUGAAGCUGGAGGACUACGCGCAAGCCGAAGCGGACGCCUCCCGAGCUCUGGAGCUGGACGGGCAUGACGUGAAGAGCCUCUUCCGCCGUAGCCAAGCCCUCCGGGGCCUGGGCCGCCUCGACCGGGCCGCCUCGGAUCUGCAGCGGUGCAUGCGCUUGGAGCCCAAGAACAAGGCCUUCCAGGAGGCACUGCGCGACCUUGGCAGCAGCGCCCAGGAGAAGAUGAAAGCCAUGACAUGCACUGACUCCAAAGUAGAAGCCAUGUUUAAGCUGCUGCUGAGCAACGAGCCAAAGGAUAAAGACAAGAAGCAAAAGGCAGCUCAGAACUUGAUAGUUCUAGCUCGAGAGGAGCCUGGUGCUGAGAAAAUUUUCCAAAACGAUGGAGUGUGCUUACUGCUGCAAUUAUUGGACACAGGCCGUUUGGAUAUGAUGAUAGCAGCCUUGCGGACCUUCACUGGCCUCUGCCGUGGCCACUGUUCUCGAACGGUGGUGAUUCUGAGUGACCUGGGGUCUCAACGCCUCUUUGCUGUGCUAGAGAGGGAGGAUGAGCAGCUUUCACUGGCUGCCUAUAACCUGUUGCAGGUCAUGUUUGAGACCCUCAGGCAGGGGCUGCAGAAAGAAGUGCUGCACAAAGACAAUGUUUUGGCAUCAGACUCAUCCAGAGAGCUGAGGUUGCUCCUUAGAUGGCUGUUAGAGGCUCUCACUCGAGCAGGCAUCUCUUCCUAUGGUCGUGACAGUAUCCUCAAUCUGCUGAUCAGCGUAAUAGCCCCAAAGCCGCUGCAAGCCUCCAACAAUUCUUUGACUCUUUGGGUCAUUGAUCAUGGUCUCAGAGAGAUUCUGGAGGUUGGGAGCACUGUGCCUCACAGUCCUGGAGGCCUGCGUGUGACAGAGAACACCCCCAUGACUGUGGCUGUGCUGCUCAGUAAGCUUUAUGAGGACUUGAAGUGUGAUGGCGAGAGAGAGAAUUUCCAUCAACUUUGUGAGGAUUAUGUCCGGGACUGGUUUCAGGAUCACGGCAUGCCUGGGAAACUCAGGGCCAUCCAGACAGUGAGCUGUCUCCUGCAAGGCCCUUCAGAGGCCGGGAACCAGGUGCUGGAACUGAAUGGCAUCAUGGAGAACAUUCUGGCGUUGUGUGCCUCAUCCCAGGUGCCUCACCAGCUUGUUGCUGUGGAGGCCCUGAUCCACGCAGCUGAUAAGGCCAAACGUGCCUCCUUCAUCACCGCGAAUGGUGUGACGCUGCUCAAGGAAAUUUACAAGCACAGUGACCGUGACAGCAUUCGCAUCCGCGCCCUGGUGGGCCUUUGUAAAUUGGGCUCGGCAGGGGGCACGGACUUCAGCAUGAAACAGUUUGCCGAAGGCUCCACCAUGAAACUGGCCAAGCAGUGUUGCAAAUGGUUGUGCAAUGAGACCCUUGAUGCUGGCACCCGCCACUGGGCAGCAGAAGGUUUGGCAUUCCUUACCUUGGACGCAGAUGUCAAGGAAGAACUUCUGGAGGACAAGGCAGCUCUACAGGCUCUGUUCCAGCUGGCACAGACAGAGAAUCGGAGCUGCUUAUUUGCAGUGGCCUCUACACUGGUCAACUGUACCAGCAGUUAUGACUUUGAGGAACCUGACCCACAGAUGGUGGAACUUGCUAAAUAUGCCAAGCAGCACAUCCCUGAGAAGCACCCCAAGGAUAAGCCAGAGUUCGUUCACAGGCGUGUGCAGAAGCUCUUGGCCGCAGGUGUGGUUUCAGCUCUUGUUUGCAUGAUCAAGAAUGAGAGUCCUUCUUUAAGCCCUGCCUGCCGGGAGCUGAUUUCCAGGGUUUUCCUGGCCAUAGUGGAUAACCCAGAGAACCGUGGGGCUGUGGUAGCUGCCGGAGGGGGGAAGGCGCUUAUCCCUCUGGCUCUGGAAGGGACUGAAGUGGGGCAGAGCAAGGCCGCACAGGCUCUGGCCAAGAUUGCCAUCACAACGGCUCCGGAGAUGGCCUUUCCUGGAGAACGGGUCUAUGAGGUGGUCAGACCCCUGAUGAGCCUCCUGCAUUUGACUCGUUCCGGCCUGCAGAAUUUUGAGGGGCUGAUGGCACUCACCAACCUAGCUGGGACCAGUGAGAGGCUCAGGCAGAAGAUUGUGAAGGAAAAGGCUGUGCCCAUAAUCGAAGGCUUCAUGUUUGAGGAGCACGAGAUGAUUCGUCUGGCGGCCACGGAGUGCAUGUGCAACCUGGCCUUGAGCCCCCAGGUAGCAGAGCUGUUUCUGGCUGAAGGCAGCGAUCGGCUCAAACUGCUGGUUUUGUACAGUGGGGAGGAAGAUGAGAGGCUUCGUCGGGCAGCUUCUGGGACGCUGGCAGUCUUGACCUCGCUGCUGCCACAGAUUUGUGUCCGGAUUUCCCAAGUGGCAACGGACUGGCUGGAAAUCCUGCAGUCUCUGCUGUUCAGCCCCUGCACAGAGCUUCAGCAUCGCGGCAUGGUAGUGGUGAGAAACAUGAUGGCAGCCGACCGGGAGGUGGCCAUAAAGCUGAUGGAGAGCGAGAUGCUGGAGAUAUUGUCUGUGGCGACCAGGGCAGAGGACAAGCCCCAGGUGGCUCAGUUGGCCCAGGAGUGCCUGGCUCAUGCUGUCUCCUAUGGCUUGAUAAAGCCCAAUGCUGCUGCCGGGGAGUGAGGGCCCUCGUCCCGUUUCCUCCCCCCCCCACCCCCACCCCCCGCUCAGAAGCACCUCAGCUGCACCUGGCCAUAUGCACCAGGCUGGCCUGGUGGGGCGCUACUUGCUGCUGGGACUUGGCAAAGCGGGAGUUCUUGGGGGUCCUGGGGCAGACACACACACACAAUGGUUCUUCUCUCUUGCGCUUUCAGCAUUUUGUACUCUGGCAGACAACUCUGUAGGAUUUAGGGAAUAAUGGGACACACUGCAUAAAUAAAAACAAAAGAAACCUGCAUCUGGUAUAUUCAAUGUUUGUAAUUGUAGCAUUUGCAACAGUGAAAGGAGCUCUAUGUAGACAAGGGAGAGGCAGGAGGGGAAAAAAAUCCGAAAUUGUCUCUAAAGGGGAAUCACAUUUCCCAGAGUGGCUCAGAUACCCAGCUGGGUGGCCAUGCCCAUGUUGACAUGCUAAGAAGGUCCCCGGCCCCUUGAUUGCACAGGCCCCACCUUUGGCUUGUGGGCCUGUCCAGCUUUAUCUACACAGCAGCGACCAUUACCUGCCCCCUCGGCUGCUGGACUGCCUUGCAGGGCUUCCAGCUCAGCCAGUGCCAAGACUACACCGUCCACUACCAUCCAAGCCAAUGGUGCCGGGGGGAGAGGCCAGGUGGGGAGAGUUCAGCUUCAAAUUUCUGCUGGGCUGGCAGCAUGAAGGGCAGGCCCAAGCCACUGUCUAUGGAGGGUUGUGGGCCAGUGCACUGCGUGAGGCCAAGCUGGAGCUUUGUGGUGGGUGUGGCUGCAGGGUGUUUUGGCCUAUCAGCGGCCUGUGCAGCUAGUAGCUGAUUCAGACAGCGAGGAGGCUGGUGUGCUGCGCUAGCAGCCUGGGCAGCUGGCACUCGAGUCAGACAAUGAGGAGGCUAGAGAUGUGCCAGAGGCAGGGAUUCAGUCAGGGCCUUCAAAACCUCCCUUAAGUGAAGAGGACGAGCCUUUUCUCGAUGCAGAGGUACGCAGAGCUGCCAAAAGGCAGGAGUGGCUCCUCAGGAGGAGGUCUCCUUGAGAGUAAGACUCGGGGCUAAUUGGCCACUCCCUUAGCCUAUUUAAGGAGGAACACUGACUGAAGCAAUUAGCAGGGAACAACUUCGUUCACAUACCUUCUUGUCUUGCUUAAUCAGCUUUCUGCAAAUUGCUUCUGGGCAUUCUGCCAACCACAGUAAGCUUUCAGUAUUCUUGUUUGAAUACUUGGCAGCUGUUAAUGCAGUUAAUUAACAGCCGUUGUAAAAAACUGGUUUAUUUAGUAAACUAAGGUUUGAACGGA
Pantherophis guttatus is the source of this 4108-nucleotide messenger RNA. It is a transcript of the gene UNC45A, whose product is annotated as unc-45 myosin chaperone A. Gene Ontology annotation, molecular function: Hsp90 protein binding. Gene Ontology annotation, cellular component: cytoplasm. The record is from RefSeq and is a predicted model, not a curated record. NCBI's taxonomy places the organism in Eukaryota, Metazoa, Chordata, Lepidosauria, Squamata, Colubridae.